Candidula unifasciata is the source of this 2583-nucleotide messenger RNA. The record is from the annotation of a GenBank genome assembly. Lineage: Eukaryota; Metazoa; Mollusca; Gastropoda; Stylommatophora; Geomitridae.
AUGGACUACGACUCAGACAUAGUGGUCAGAAGCAGCAAGGUAUCCAGAACAUACAAUGUCUACCGUGGUUCCUCUCCAACAACACAAAACAGACUGGAGGCUCGUCUGAGAGAGUUAGAGGAUGCCCUAGACAGUGAGAGGGAUGGCCGUCUCAGAGCUGAAAAACUGUUGGCGGAACUGCAGUUCAGGUACGAUCAGGUACUGGACAGUCUCGAAGAGCAGGGUGGAGUGACUUCACAGCAGAUUGAAAUCAGCAAGAAACGGGAAGCUGAAGUAAACAAGCUUAGGAAAGACAUUGAAAUGGUCAAUGCACAGUUUGAGCAGACAGAAAACAGUUUGAGAAAGCGACACCAAGAAGCCAUUAAUGACCUAUCAGACCAGAUUGAACAUCUGCAAAAGCAGAAAACCAGAAUUGAAAAAGAAAAGCAGACUUUAGUUGUUGAGUUAGAUGGACUAUCUGGCCAGCUUGAGUCAGUCAGCAAAGCCAAAGCUUCUGUUGAAAGCAAACUGGAUGCUGCUGAACAAGCUAAUAUUCGCCUCAAAGGACAAGUCGAUGACUUGGCUCGUCAGCUCAAUGAGUUAACCUCCCUGAAGGCUAGAUUAACCCAAGAAAACUUUGAUCUUCAGCAUCAGGUGCAAGAACUGGACUCCAGCAAUGCUGCUCUUGCUAAAGCCAAGUCCCAGCUUCAACAUCAGAACGAUGAUCUCAAGAGAAAUCUCGACGACGAGAGCCGGCAAAGGCAAAACCUUCAAGUGCAGCUGUCGGGUCUUCAGAGUGACUAUGACAGUCUAAAUGCCCGCUAUGAAGAGGAAGUUGAAAGUUCUAACAGUCUGCGAGCACAGCUAAGCAGGGUGAACACCGAGUACAGUACCUUGAAGGCUCGAUUUGACAAGGAGAUUCAACUGAAGACUGAGGAAAUUGAGGAAAUACGACGCAAACUAACUAUUCGUAUCACUGAGCUAGAGGACACGGCGGAACAGCUGCGUAUGAAGAACAGUGGUCUGGAGAAAGCCAAAGCCAAGCUAACAGUCGAGUUAAGAGACAUCACCAUUGAGCUUGAAAAUACACAAAUAAUUGUCCAAGACUUGACUAAGCGCAACAGACAAUUAGAGAAUGAAAAUGUGGCACUACAAAAGCGUGUUGAUGAGCUGACUGCUGAGAACAACGGCCUUCGUGCAGAUAAGGCCAACCUUGAACAGGAAGUGUACAGAUUGCGUGUUGCAAACGCUGAACUGAACGAACGCAAUGACAACUUGCAGAGAGAGAAUAAACAACUUUCAGAUCAACUACGUGAAGCCAAUCAAGCUCUGAAGGACGCUAACCGUGAGCUGGCUGACCUGAGAGCGCUGCGUGCCCAGCUCGAGGCAGAGAGGGAUUCUCUGGCUGCUGCACUGAAGGAUACCGAAGACGCACUUCGUGAUGCAGAGAACAAACUGGCAAAUGCAAAUGCUGCACUUGAAAAACUGAGACAAGACAUGGAGGCCAGACUUCGAGAGAAAGACGAGGAACUUGAGAACAUCAGGCGUAGCAGCGCUCGUGUUAUUGAGGAGCUUCAGCGCACACUUAUUGAGGUUGAGACUCGUUACAAGUCUGAAAUUACCCGCAUCAAGAAAAAGUUUGAGUCGGACAUCCGUGAACUGGAAGGAGCUCUGGACAAUGCUAACAGAGCCAAUGCUGAAUAUCUCAAACAGAUCAAGAGUCUGCAAGUCAGAGUCAAGGAACUGGAAACCCUUCUGGAGGAAGAGCGCCGCAAUGCUGAUGAUCUUCGAAACCAGCUGUCACUCAGUGAGAGGAAGAGGCUUGCAAUUUCUCAAGAGCUCGAAGACGCAAGAUCUCUUCUUGAGGCUGCAGAGCGGGCCCGCAAGAAUGCGGAAGUAGAACUGCAUGAAGUCAGUAUUAGAAUUAGCGAACUGACAAUUUACGUGACCACACUUACCAACGACAAGAAACGCCUGGAGGCUGAUGUUGCAGCUUUGCAGAGUGACCUGGAUGAUGCCAUCAAUAACCAGAGAGCAGCUGAAGAACGAGCAGAGAGACUUGCCAACGAGAAUGCUCGUCUGGCUGAUGAACUUCGCCAAGAACAGGAGAACUACAAGAAUGCUGAAAGUCUCCGCAAACAGCUAGAGAUUGAGAUUCGUGAAAUCACAGUUCGCCUUGAAGAGGCUGAGGCCUUUGCUCAGAGAGAAGGCAAGAGACUGGUUGCAAAACUCCAGAUCAGGGUUCGUGACUUGGAAGCAGAACUGGAAGCUGAAAGUCGACGUGUCCGUGAAGCAAUAGCCAACCAGCGCAAGGCUGAACGUUUCUUUAAGGAGCUGCAGGCUCAGACAGAAGAAGAAAGAAAACAGCUUGCUGAGUUGCAAAGUAUCAACGACCAGCUUAGCAUUCGUGUCAAGACUUACAAGAGACAAAUAGAAGAAGCUGAAGACGUGGCUAAUCUGACAAUGAAUAAAUACAGGAAAGCCCAGGCUCUCAUUGAGGAAGCAGAAGCGAGGGCUGAUGUUGCAGAGAAAAAUCUUCAAGUUGUACGCCGCUCCCGCUCCAUGUCGGUCACACGAGAGAUCACCAGAGUGGUCAAAAUCUAA